GCAAAUUGGCAAUCCCUUGUCGUUUUCCCGGCAUAUUUGUUAUCACUUGGUGUCCUUACCACGUUGUUGUUUUUUCUCAUUUUUCUUCUUUGUGUCCUCACGGUUUUUUCAUUAAGCUAAUUGAACACAACCCAACAUACCAGUUUAAAAGAUGGCCACUGUCGCUGGUCCGGACGGCCGCCUUCACUAUGUCUACACAAUCAGCGGUGUCCGUGUCGAGUUUCCGGCCAAGGCUUAUCCGUCGCAGAUUGCCAUGAUGGAUAAAGUGAUUCGAGGAUUGCAGCGUGGCCAGCAUUGUCUACUGGAGAGUCCGACCGGAUCCGGCAAAACACUGGCCUUGUUGUGCGCCAGCCUGGCGUGGCAGAGAGCGGAAGCAGAAAAUGUCAGGAAGUUCAACGAAGCCGUCGAAGCGACAGCGCGGGCCAGCCUCAAAACGCUCAAAACCGAAAUUCAAUCAACGGAUGGAGGGCCAGAUAUGAAAAUGGGAAACUGGAACGCGGAGGCCGUCAAAAAAGAACCGACCGCUCCAAAAGUCAAAGUUGAAUCCUCGCCGGCCAGUGACAUGUCGGCCUAUUACUCGGACGACAACAGCGACGACGAUUUUAAAAUGCCGACCAAGAAAAGAACUAAGAUUUCGAAAUCGCCGCCAGAGAAGCCGUUGGUUGCCAUUCGUCCGGCUGGAUCGUCGGCUCCAAUCAAAAUGGAAGACGUGAAGACGGAAAGAGUGAUGUUGUCCGGCGAUGGAAGCGUCGAGUCACCUGUCGAACAGCCGUUCAUUCAACGGAAGCAAAAGAUUCCCAAGAUCUUUUUUGGAACGCGGACGCACAAGCAAAUCACUCAAGUGGUCAAAGAAUUCCGCCGCACCGUCUACUGCAAUACUCCGAUGGGCGUACUGGCCAGCAGGGAACACACCUGCAUCCAUCCAGAAGUGUCGCGUUCCGCCAACAAAAACGAAGGUUGCAAAAUACUAAAUGACCGACGAUUGGCCAAACAGGAUCCGCAGCAGAAGGGUGGUUGUUCUUACCGUUGGCAAGGCAAAGACAAGCUCAAGACGCAAGCUCAAAUUCGUAACUAUGGACUGGUCAGUGGUUGGGAUAUCGAAGAUUUGGUGAGUUUAGGCCGUCGCAUUCGGGUUUGCCCAUAUUACGCUUCGCGCGACAUGUCUGAGCAAGCGCAGAUCGUCUUUAGCCCUUACAAUUACCUGAUUGAUCCGAGGGUACGUCAGUCGAUGAAGAUCCCAAUUAAUGACAAUAUUAUCAUUCUCGACGAGGCUCAUAACAUCGAGGAUUCUGCGCGCGAAUCAGCUGGAGGUUCUUGGUCACAAGAGGAUUUUCGCUUGGCUCUCAAUGACUGCGAGAAAAUCGGUAAUCGGCACCCGACGAUGGAAAAAGAAAUCGAUAGACUGGCCAAAUUCUCGUCUUACAUGAUGCAAUGGAUCGGCAAACACGCCACGAACAUGAAGAGUGUCGGCUUCGACCGGGAAGUUCACGUGAUGACCGGCACGGAAUUUGUAGCCAAUUUGAGCGUCGACGGCUACGGUCCCGAAAUGCUGGUCGAGCUCAAGGCGAUAAUCGAUUAUAUCUUCAACGAGCAACUCGAGUCGGAUUGGAAUGACAAAGAGGGCAGCCAGGACCCACAAUUGUCGGCUGCCACUCAAACUCUCCUCGAAGGAUUCCUCAUGAUUAUGGAUUUGAUGUUGAACGGUAAUCAAAUUCACCGCGACGACUACCGGGCCGUAGUCGUUCGCACUGUCGAGAGGAAACAGAAAAAAGGACCUGGAUCGUCAUUUUUCGGGAAAGCCAACAUCGCCUCGCAGUGGACAUACGCCCUCAAUUUAUGGUGUCUCAAUUCGGCUGUCGUGAUGCAUGAAAUCAAAGAGAGUACGCGAUCUAUCAUCGUCACAUCAGGCACGCUGUCACCCUUGGCCUCUUAUCAGUCGGAACUCGAUAUCGAUUUCAAGCUCACUCUGGAGGCCAAUCAUGUCAUUCCGGCCAAACGUGUGUGGAUAGGGACCAUCUCGCAGGGGCCUAGGAACACUCUGCUCAACGGGACAUUCAAGGUGACCGGGACUUUUGAAUAUCAGGAUGAACUCGGCCGGUUGGCUUUGUCCGUCUGCCAGACGAUUCCGCACGGUGUUUUAUGCUUCCUGCCCUCUUACAGUCUAUUGGAGAAGCUUGUCACUCGAUGGCAGGACACGGGUCUAUGGCAACACCUUUCCAAUUACAAAACCAUCGUUUGCGAGUCGCGAGAUUCACGCGACUUUGAGGAAACGCUCAAGAGUUUUUACUCGGCCAUCGAAGACAGCGUAAAUGCUCUGAGUUGCUUAGACUUGGACGGCUCGGGUGAUGGGUCUGAAUGCCCGAGCAAAAAAACUGGUGACGUACCCAGCGGCGCUCUGAUGUUGGCUGUAUGUCGAGGCAAAGUCAGCGAAGGACUUGACUUUACCGAUAACAAUGCCCGGGCCGUCAUUUGUGUGGGAAUCCCUUUCCCAAAUUUCAAAGAUACUCAAGUCGAAUUGAAACGCCAAUACAAUGACAAAUUGUCCGCCUCUACACCGUUACUCAACGGAAGUGAGUGGUACGAGAUCCAAGCCUUCAGGGCAUUGAAUCAAGCACUAGGACGCUGUAUCAGACACAAAGCCGAUUGGGGAGCUAUUCUCCUAGUGGAUGAUCGUUUUGCAAAAACGCCACGAUACGUGAACCAAUUAUCCAAAUGGGUCCGGUCUUCUAUUCGUCACUUCCACUGCUUUCCGCCCAUGUUAAACUCGUUGAAGGAAUUUGCCGAUAACUUUGUAGCAGAAGACGCUGCUGCUUUGGUUGCCAGUCAGCAACAGCUACUUUCAUCUACUCAAGAAGAGUCGCAAUCGUUCACCCCUAUGGUCGUCUCCAGCUCACCUUAUUUCACCAAACCCGCUGUGUCGUCACCGAAUGUGGUUUAUCUUUCCGAGGAUGAAAACGAUUCCAUUCUCUCUGUGAAUGAUAGUCUCACUGCUGAGAUUUCGCCGUUGAAGACACGUCCAGUGCAGAUGAACGCAUCACCAGUCAAGCCUUUGUUGACUAACAAGAUAUCGCCGACGUUGCCUGUGCAGUCGAACGAAAUGAAGACAACUCCCGUCAGGCACCCUGUGUCUAGAAUCAAGAAACCGUUCGCCACUCUUUUGGGGAAUUCGAAUAAAUUAUCGCUUUCUCAGCGUAAAUUGGCUGCCGAGAAUGGAUCUCACUAUUUCCAGGAUAUGAAUCCAGCUUCCGCAAACGUCAAACCUGAUUUUGAUUCUUAAUGUAUUUUGAUAAUAUUGUACGUUGUUCUACCCAACUAAGCGAAAUAUUCUUGUAAGUGGAUUCCUUUACUCAUUAUCAUUUCAACACUAUGUACGGGUUGUCCAUCGAAUUGUUGAAGUGCACAGGUUGUUCUAAAAAGAUUCCAAUUACCGAUGCAGAAUUUUUUUAAGGAACAGUGGGUAAAAUUGUUUAAAUUUUUUACUACAGGGAAAAUAAAAGGCAAUUGCCCAAUUUAGAUACUUA
This is a messenger RNA of Daphnia pulicaria, 3521 nucleotides long. Its product is annotated as Fanconi anemia group J protein homolog. Gene Ontology annotation, biological process: double-strand break repair involved in meiotic recombination; nucleotide-excision repair. The coding region runs from base 152 to 3277 and encodes 1041 amino acids. Gene Ontology annotation, cellular component: nucleus. Lineage: Eukaryota; Metazoa; Arthropoda; Branchiopoda; Diplostraca; Daphniidae. The record is from RefSeq and is a predicted model, not a curated record. The transcript is spliced from 16 exons. Gene Ontology annotation, molecular function: DNA binding; hydrolase activity, acting on acid anhydrides, in phosphorus-containing anhydrides; ATP binding.